Molecule: messenger RNA, 472 nt
Organism: Diuraphis noxia (Russian wheat aphid)
Lineage: Eukaryota; Metazoa; Arthropoda; Insecta; Hemiptera; Aphididae
Source: RefSeq, a predicted model, not a curated record
AUGCCUUUGUUUGAAUCUUUAGAUAUUCUCCAAAAAGUUCAAGUACAGUUACAAUUGGCUCAGGGUAAUGAUGGGCAAAAAGUAUUUAAGAAAUWUAAAACAGUUUUAAACAAAAACAACGGAUUAAAAAUACUAAACAGAUAUCAAAAAUACUUUGUAGAGAAUAUUGAUGGUCUACUUGAAUAUCUUACCACAAAUGAUCUAAGUUUCUACAAGUAUGCUCCAAUUACAUCAGUUGAUGUGGAGAGAUCUUUAUCGAUUUACAAAAAUCUCUUGACUGACAAUCGAAGAUCUUUUAAACUCGAGAACAUUAGAAAACACCUCUUAAUUAAAUGCAACACAGGUAAAAAUAAAACAACUUCUCUAAUUGUUUAAAUAUUAAUUGAUUUUACUUUUUUAGUAGGAAAUAAUUUUGAUGAAUGAUGAUACAAAUUGUAUACCAUCAGGAUGACACAGCAAUUUAUACAUAAGG